Messenger RNA from Acipenser ruthenus (sterlet), 2322 nucleotides. RefSeq lists its product as uncharacterized. Lineage: Eukaryota; Metazoa; Chordata; Actinopteri; Acipenseriformes; Acipenseridae. Bases 1000 to 1839 code for a protein of 279 amino acids. The transcript has 8 exons. The record is from RefSeq and is a predicted model, not a curated record.
AACAGCAAAACGAUUAUUAAGAAUGGAUUUUAAAAAAAUACAAUAGGUAGAUGCAUAUCACAGUUUAAAACAAUUCUUAAAAUUACUGGAAGAUGUUAAAUGUAUUCUUAAGACCUGGGAAGCCUCCACGCAACGCUGAAUCAACGAAACCGCAACUGUAACUGCAGAACACGAAAUCACGUGAUAUAUCUGGACAAGGCGCUUCACGUGACUCGACCGAACAGCGAUUCGAGAGCGGCAGGACUCAUAAAUAACGCUUCCUUUUGACAGUUAUUUUUAUAUUUACAAACGGGAAGAUUACAAACAUUUACUUUAUAUACAUAUGUAGAGAGAGAGAAAACAUAGGAUAUGAGCAUUUGUUGUAGUUUUUUUUUAGUAAGGGUACUGUUAGUCAUGUUACCGUUCAACUUCACGCAGACUUACACAAGUAAGACAUUCCUGUAUUUAUUAAUGUACGUGUAAUUGUCACGUUAUUGUGUGAAUUCUUGUUAUAUUAUUUCAUAAUAUCCUUAAUAAGGAUUAGCCGGUCACAAGAGAGUUAUGUGAGAGUGUACUGUGAGCGCAGCUGACAGGUUUGGCUUUUGUUUCAAUUUGGAGAAAGUUAUUAAGUACCUUUGUUUUCAAAAUAAAAAAAAACCCGUUGGUAAAAUUGUGACAUUAGAAUCAUGCUGAUUUUUAAAUGUAACGGUUUUUAAAAAUAGGUUUUGCCCUCUGUCUGGAUUUCACGCAACAGAAGAUUCGGUGACAGCGCUUCUAUUUAAACAGGAAGUGUCAGUCCGGUGUUUCUAAACAUGGACCCGUGUUGCUAACAUAGUCUUCAUUUCCACCUUGAUUCCACUGCUGAUUUCCACUCGGAGCUACUUUGUUUUUUACACUGUGCGUCCUUUUCAGUACAAUAGUGUGUUGCACUGUUACUGUGCCCCGUGUGUUUUUAUAGAUCCCUGCCUUCCUGGCUGGCAAUACACGAACGAGGGCUGCUAUUAUAUUGAGGUCAACACCAUGACAACCUGGAAGGAGGCCCUAGCGAUCUGUAGAUCGUAUUGGAUGACAGACCUGCUGUACUUGGAGAGCAAAUAUGAAAUGGAAUUGAUGCCAGUUAUUGCUGGCUUCGGAGCAUUUUGGACAGGACUGAACGACCGGUCUCAGGAGUCGCUAUUCCAGUGGACCGCAGGAUCCACACUCGACCCCUCUCUCAAAACGUAUUUUCUUGAUGACAAGGUAAAGGGAGGGCUGAAGGACUGUGUCUCGUUCAACACAAGGACCGGAUUUCUUACUGACAAUGACUGUGCGAUGAAGAACUUCUUCAUCUGCAAACGCAAUAGGACUGCAGACUUUUUUGAAGAGAAGCCAGGAUAUGGCCUGGAACAGAGCCCUCCAUACAGCUAUGAACAGAGGUCAGACCUAACCAGUGCUAAGGAUGCCUGUCAGAGUACCAAGUCUCAAUGUGCCGCUGUCGUGCCAUCAGAAAGCUUAUUUUAUCUAGUCCCAGCCAGCGCCAAGAUAGUCCCAAAAGCCAGUUCCAUGGUGUAUUCCAGAACAGAAUGCUCUCCAGGUUACAGCGGCAGCAAGUGUGAGAUUUGGACCAAACCUGUGAAGUGCGACUGUAAUUCAGGAAUCAAAACGAGCGCUCAGCAAGUGUGUGGUGCUCAGGCGUCGGCUUGUGAUGCUGCAGCUGGCUGUUUGCCGUCCUGCUCAGACACAAAGGAAAGUGAGUUUGAUGCAGCUGAUCUGACUAUAAUCAAGCUGCUGGAGAAUCGUUUAUUCAACAAUGAGGAUCUAGCAAGUUGGGACCACCCUGACAACUCGCAAGGGGAAUUUAUCAAAUACAAGCAGCCCUGAAGCCCUGCAGCCCCGUCUCACUCGCCAGGGAUUGCUUUCUCUCCUGGAUUAGCUUGUCAUGUUGAGUGGCGAGUGGUGAGCAGAGGGCACAGGAAACCCAAGAUGCACAGCAAGAACAUCGUCUCCCGUUAGGAAGAAAAGGAUCCGGCUUCAGCAGGGUCAGGGGCAAACAAAACUGAAUCUCCUGUCGCUCCUCUCUGAAAUGACCAUUUCAUUGAAACGGUACAGACAAUUAUUUGGGAGGGAGAAGAGAUUACUCCAGUGAGAGGUUGCAGAGCCCUGAUCAGUAGAGCAUUGUUGUUUUACAAAACUGCACUUUUUAACUUGAUCGUAAAUGUAUUUAAAAUGUUUGAGGUUAAAAGUUUCAGAAAAUACAUUUCCAGAAAACAGAAUGUUGUUUUAAAUGUUGUGCUUUUCAACACUUGUAGUAAAGUCUUUAUUUGUUCAUUAACUUUUUACUAAUAAUAAAACAUAUACAUUGAA